CAUCCAUCACACUCAGCAGAAUCUGGAACUGUUUUCUUUUCGAUUUCGAAAAACCCGCGUCUAACCCAUCUCCUUCCCAUCCGUCUCCCACAGCGGGAUCAGAAAAUCGGAGCAGAGAUGAAUUCGGGUCCGAUUCUCGAACCCAUUUCCUUCCCAUCCUUCUUUUUCUUCAGUGAAGAGAGGAAGAUGAUCAGAGAACAGAAGAAGAUGAUCAGAGCAGAGAGGAAGAAGAAAGGCAGGGGCGAUAGGGAAGAAAGUGGACGCGAACCCGAGAAGAACGCCACAAACUUCUCUUCCCUCAGAGAAGAGAGGAAUAAGAAAGGCAUGGGCGUUCAGGAAGAGAGUGGACCCGGACCCGAGAAGAAAGCCACAUCCUUCUCUUCAUUCAGCGAAGAGAGGAAGAAGAAAGGCACGGGCGAUCAGGAAGAGAGUGAACCCGAACCCGAACCCGAGAAGAAAGCCACAUCCUUCCCUUCCUUCAAGGAAGAGAGGAAAAUGGAAAGCAUGGGCGAUCACGAAGAGAGUGGAACUGACCCCGAGAAGAAAGCCACAUCCUUCUCUUCCUCCAGAGAACAGAGGAAGAACAGAGGCACGGGGUAUACAACGGCGGAAUCAUUCGUCGAAUGGGCUAAAGAAUUCUUGAAGUUAGGAAAGAAGUUGGAAGCUGCUUCAGCCUUCACAUAUGCAGCACGCAGAUAUAGGGAUACAUCUACUCCAGAUGCCAUAUCAUGCUUCACUCAGGCUGUGGAUCUUUUCAUAGACAUAGGGAAAGAAAAAGAGGCUGCAAUAUGUUGCAAGAUAAUUGGUGAAUUAGCUGGGACUGAACGAAAGUUCAAGCAGGCUAUGGAUUACUCUGAACGUGCUGCUGAUCUUUUUGAAAGUGAAGAAGAGUGUAAUGAGACAAUACUUGCAAUCAUGUGCAAGCAGAUGGUUGCACAAUUUGCUGCUCAACUGGAACAAUAUCCGAAGGCGAUCGGGAAUUUUGAAGUGACUGCCAGGCAAUCCAUGAAUGACAUUUUACUGAAGUCUGCUGUUCCAACAAUGCUUCUCAAUGCUGGCCUUUGCCAACUUUGCUGGGGGGGUGUUGUUGCAAUAACCAACUCAUUAAAAAGAUAUCAGGAACUGGAUCCAAGCUUUUCAAAGACAUUUGAAUAUGAGUUUUUGGCUGAUGUAGCAGCCUCAACUGACAAGAAGGACGUUGAUGAAUUUGCUGAUAUGAUGAUCAACAGACUGAGAUGUGAUAAGUCCUGGAUGGAUUGGAGAUUGAUGCUUCUUUCGAGGGCCAAGGAUAAGCUGAAAGCAAAAGAAGUUCUGUUGAGAGCCAAUACCAAGUUGAAAGCCAAAGAAGUUUCUUUUGUGAAGGUUAAGCCAGAUUGAAAUGCAAAAAAGAAGUUGAGAGAGCCAAGCAUCUGCCGAAGUCAAAGAGGACCAUCUCAUCUAUCUGAGCGCUAUUUCUAGCUCUAUGUUGAGAAAAUUAAAGAAUCAAUCAUUGAAGGGUUGUGGGACGUCCCUAUCUGAGAUUAGGAAUGAAUGUUCCAAUAUUCUCAUGUAUUUUUGAAUUUUCAUCUGGUGCAAGUCCUGCAUUAGUGGUUUUUCUUUCUCCAUGUUGUAUUUUUGGAUCUUUGAAUUCUUUUUCUUCUAAUACAUUUUCCAUUGCUAAAAACAAAAAGGCUCUCUGCCGCUCAUUCUCUACC
Messenger RNA from Magnolia sinica, 1694 nucleotides. Its product is annotated as alpha-soluble NSF attachment protein-like. Gene Ontology annotation, biological process: SNARE complex disassembly; intracellular protein transport. Gene Ontology annotation, molecular function: soluble NSF attachment protein activity; syntaxin binding. Gene Ontology annotation, cellular component: SNARE complex; vacuolar membrane. The transcript has 9 exons. Lineage: Eukaryota; Viridiplantae; Streptophyta; Magnoliopsida; Magnoliales; Magnoliaceae. The record is from RefSeq and is a predicted model, not a curated record. The coding region runs from base 118 to 1377 and encodes 419 amino acids.